This is a messenger RNA of Pseudomyrmex gracilis, 4011 nucleotides long. RefSeq names its product membrane-bound transcription factor site-1 protease (gene S1P). Lineage: Eukaryota; Metazoa; Arthropoda; Insecta; Hymenoptera; Formicidae. Gene Ontology annotation, cellular component: Golgi apparatus. The transcript is spliced from 13 exons. Gene Ontology annotation, biological process: proteolysis. The record is from RefSeq and is a predicted model, not a curated record. Bases 498 to 3902 code for a protein of 1134 amino acids. Gene Ontology annotation, molecular function: serine-type endopeptidase activity.
GAAUUGUUUUUCAAAAUAUAAAAAUCAAAAUAUAAAAAAAAAAAAACGCAAAUUCAAAAAAAUUAAGUGACAGGAUAGCGUGACAGCACGAGUAUGCUAAAUCGUGAAUCGCGCGGUUAGGUUUUUCAUUUGUUUCGAGUUUCUGAGAAUUAAUUAGUCAACGUUUACGCAGUAUCCUUUUUAUCUACUGGGGAAAAUAAAAUAAUUUUUCAAUUAUAAAAUGUACUUUAUGAAUUGUUGCAAAUGUGUUUUAUUCUUCCACGGUGAUAUUUUAUGGAAUAAUCUGUCAAGGUUAGAAUGUGAGAUACGUUAAGAGCGAAUAUAAUAGACGUAAAAAAUUAUGGAGAACGAAUAUAAAUAAGAAACAACCCGAAGAAAGAUUAUUUUUGUGUCGUAAUUACAUCUGAUUGAUUUUGAUCAAUUUAAUGACACAAAUCUUGAACCAAGUAUGAUAUAUGUGGUUCUAAAGCUGAGAAGUUAAUCCAAAUGUUGGUAGUAUGAAGCUGUGUAGUUUGCUAUAUGUUUUAUUAUUAUUUGAUAUCUUUUAUGUAUCGAGUAACAAUCACACGAGUGACUUUGAAAAAUACAAUGAUAACAAUUACGCAAACAAGUCUCCGGAAUAUGAUAUAUCCGAAUUGUUAAAUUGCUCCUGUUGUAAUGCGCAGAAAGUCAAAGUUACAUUCUCCUCCAGCAUAGUCAAAAAUGAAUAUAUCGUCCAAUUUAAGAAUUAUUACAUAGCUCGUGUACGAGAGAAUUACAUAAGAGCCGCAUUAAAAUCGUCUGAUGUUAAAAACUGGAAAAUUAUACCUCGCGAGAACGCGGCGUCCAAGUAUCCCAGUGACUUUGACAUUGUGCAAUUAGAAGAAACGAGUAAACAUCAAGGCUUGAAAGCUCUGAAAAAUCAUCCUUUGAUAAAAACGGUGACGUCGCAGAGAUUAAUACGUAGAACUUUAAAUCUCGUCGGUACAAGUGAUCACGAUGCCUUAGAACACAAACAUUUUAAAAGAAAACUCACUAAUCAUAAUCGAAAAUUAUUCAGAGCGAUAUCAGUACAAGUUCCAUAUUUACUUGGAGCUGACACGCUAUGGAAAAUGGGCUUUACCGGAAAGGGUGUUAAAGUAGCAAUAUUUGACACCGGAACCGCCAGUAACCAUCCACACUUUAGAAAUAUCAAAGAAAGAAUAAACUGGACAAAUGAAAAAACUAUGGACGACAGUCUGGGCCAUGGGACAUUUGUAACAGGCGUGAUUGCAUCAUCUUCCAAGGAUUGCUCUGGUUUUGCUCCAGACGCGGAUCUUUAUAUCUAUCGCGUUUUUACAAAUGCUCAGGUAUCUUAUACCGCAUGGUUCUUAGACGCUUUCAAUCACGCUAUACUUCGACGUGUGACAGUAUUGAAUUUAAGUAUCGGUGGUCCGGAUUUCAUGGAUCAACCGUUUGUCGAUAAAGUAUGGGAAGUCACGGCUAACGGUAUCAUUAUGGUAUCUGCAAUUGGCAAUGACGGACCUAUUUAUGGCACUCUGAACAAUCCCUCUGAUCAAAUGGAUGUAAUUGGUGUAGGAGGUAUCAACUGGGACGAUCAAAUAGCAAUGUUCUCCUCCCGCGGAAUGACUACGUGGGAAUUGCCAUUUGGAUACGGCAGAGUCAAACCUGACCUGGUCACAUACGGGUCGGGAGUGAAAGGAUCCGCUUUACAUCACGGAUGCAGAACACUCUCCGGCACCUCCGUUGCCAGUCCUGUUGUUGCCGGUGCAGUUGCACUGUUAGCUAGUGCAUUUAUAGAAUCGAACUCAUCUAGCGACAAAGUAACACCAGCAAGUAUGAAACAAAUAUUGUUGCAAUCAGCUCGUCGCUUGCCCGGAAUUAGCAUGUUCGAACAAGGUGCCGGAAAAUUGGAUCUUCUGCGGGCGUUUCAGUUUUUACAGUCGUAUUCUCCUGUCGUUACACUUAGCCCGAGUUACAUAGACCUGACGGAGUGUCAGUACAUGUGGCCGUACUGCACGCAAGCUGUGUAUCAUACCGGUAUGCCUACAAUAGUCAAUGUGACUAUCAUUAACGGCUUGGGUGUAGCUGGAAAUGUCGUAAACUUCACUUGGCAUCCAUAUACUGGUAACGGUAAUGGCGAACGUAUUGAUGUGGCGAUAACGCACAGCGACAUUUUGUGGCCGUGGUCAGGUUGGUUAGCGGUUUCUAUAACAGUUCCUUCAACGUCUCAAGACUGGCAAGGCAUUGCUCAAGGUCACAUCACGCUUACUGUUGAAAGUGAUGGCGCGGGUAAGCCUCGGCAAUCGAUCGUAAAACUUCCGCUGCAGGCGAAAGUGAUACCCACACCUCCUCGACACAAACGUAUUUUGUGGGACCAGUAUCACAAUCUACGGUAUCCGCCUGGAUAUUUCCCUCGAGAUGAUCUGCGCGUAAAGAACGAUCCGCUUGAUUGGAACGGCGAUCACAUACACACGAACUUUAAAGAAAUGUAUCAGCACUUACGCAAUGCUGGCUAUUAUCUCGAAGUGCUCGGCCAUCCAUUUACUUGUUUCAACGCAAGAAAUUACGGGACCUUGCUUAUUGUAGAUCCGGAGGAGGAAUUUUAUCCCGAAGAAGUGACCAAGCUGAAGCAAGACGUGGAGAACGAUGGUCUGUCGGUAAUUGUGUUUGCUGACUGGUACAAUGUGACAGUAAUGGAAAAAAUUCAGUUUUACGACGAGAACACUCGUUUGUGGUGGAUACCGGAAACGGGAGGUGCCAAUAUUCCGGCCGUAAACGACUUGCUUUACACUAAUUGGGGUGUGGCAUUUGGCGAUCAAGUACGAAGCGGCCAGUUUACUCUUCAUCAACACGCGCCAGUCACAUUUGCAUCCGGCACCACAUUAAUUAGAUUUCCGAAAGAUGGAACCGUUCUGUACGCGGAGUUGGAUGAUCAGGGUCACGAACUUGUAAAAAAAGAACCCGGAAUACCUGCGCUCGUACCGAUUCUAGGACUUUUACAAGUGUCUGGUAAGAAUGAUGUUGAAACAGCGAAUCGCAAUGGAAUUGAUAACGACAUAAAGCAAGCAGAUCAGAAUGAAGAAAACACUUAUGUCAAAGAACAGACGACGGCCGGCAGACUUGUCGUUUACGGAGAUUCAAACUGCAUCGAUGACAAUCAUUUACAAAAACGGGUGUAUUACAGAAACGCUUGCUUCUGGAUGCUAGACGCUAUUUUGGAAUACACGACGACAGGUUACGUACCUAAUGUUUUUAUGAAUGAAAAUAAAAAAAAAUGCAAGACUGUCAAAACGACCGACAAUAUAGAGAUCGGUGAGUUACCGGUUCGGAUGAAAGGGAAUCGUUUCAGUCGUCACAGCAAAGUGUUGAUGAACGAUAGUCCAGCAGGCAAUUUUAAACGUCUUCCAUUGUGUCCAACUCUUGCCUAUGCUGCGUCUAUGCCAGUCAACGAAUCUGUGCCACUAGAUCCGUACAAACUGCAAAAAGUUUUACCAAUAGGGGAUACUAUAAACGCGGAAAAUCCAAUAUUGCAGGAUAUGAAUACUUUGUGGCUAAAAAGACGAGUUGGCGGCGCCAGUAUUCCUACAUUUCAAAAUCUCGACGACGAUAUGAUGAUGGAUUACAUGAAAGAGACCGUCGAGGACAAUCUUAACAGCCAAGUUUCAUAUCAAACUUUCAUAAUAGUGACAAUUCUUAUGGAAACGCACCAUAGGCAGCAGAUUGCGGAGAGUCAUUCAAGGAAUUACCGUGCGCAGGAUACCCAGACAAACGUAAUUGAAAGAAUCUUGGUUUUUUUUUUCCACGAAAACUCUAUAUUUUAUAUAAAUACAUUGUACAUAAAACACGUGACUAAAUUUAUUAAGAAUCUGUAUUACAUCGUAUACAUGCAAUUACACAUUUGUCUAAGUAACUUAAGGUAGAUGUUUUUUUUUAACAUAAAUUGUACGUUUAUAUAAAUAAAUUUGAACUAUAUUUUGAUAAAAAGGUUUUUUUACAUACGAUUAUGUACAUUUGUUAGUUUUAGUUUUA